AUGAGGCCCGGGGCGUUGGGAGCGCACUGGGUGGACGAGACGGUGCUUGGGACGAGGGCCAGUCUGGACGUGGCCUCGAGCCCGGCCAGGCUGCGGCUGACGGAUAUCAAAGCUGCUGACGCCGGACUCUACAAGUGCAGGGUGGACUUCAGGCGUCAGCCCACCAAAACGACCCGCGUCAGCCUCGCCGUGAUUGCCAUUCAAAAGACCUUUGUCAAGAGAAAGGGGUUUUCGGCAAGAGGUUCUCUUUCACCUCCUCAUGAUCUGCAUCAUGCCUCAGGCGACCUUGACAAAGACCCAAGACGGCAACUGCUAAAAAGUAGUACGUACCCUGGUCUGCAUAAACUAACACUCCAUCCGAGAACUUAUCCCUCACACCUUCGUUCCACCUGCACAGUUCCACCCACUGGCGUCUCCGUGCUGUACGAGGGUCGGCCCGUAACGAGCGUGGUGGGGCCGUAUAGGGAGGGAGAGACAGCGUCACUCACUUGCUUAUCUCAUGGAGUUUUUCUUCUCUUCUUUCUCUCUCCUUCUCCCAACUCCAAAGGAUCUCCGCCCCCUCGCAUCCAGUGGUACGUGGGUGACCGGCUCCUCGACGACCAAAUGGAUGAAGAAUCACAGUUCCAAAUAGGGGACGGUAAUACGCUCCUCCAAGGGCCCGCCUCCCAAACCAUCCUCGCAAAUACGCUCACUCUAGGGCCCUUUAAACGCAGCGAUCUGAAGAAACUUGUGACGUGUGAAGUUAGCAAUACCAAUUUGACCAACCCGCUUUCGGCCGCCGUCAUGAUCGACAUGAACUUGAAGCCAUUGAGUGUGCAGCUGCUUGGGCCCGAGGAACCAUUAAGUGCAGACAAGGACUAUGAUCUGGUGUGCGAUGUCAGGGGUUCACGCCCGCCGCCCACGAUCACAUGGUGGAAGGGAACGACCCGGGUGCAAGGAGCUCGAGAGACGACGACCAACGAUGGCAACAUGACCACCUCCACCCUCACCCUCACCCCCCCCCCCGACGACGGCACGACGGUCACCUGCCGCGCCAAGAACCCCGCCACCAACGGUCAUCGAGCAGUCCCUCGCCCUCGCCGUCUACUAAACAUUCUCGAGCAGGAAUUUCACCCGCUCCGCUCUUUGGUGUUUGCCGCAGACGUGCCCGAGGCUGUGAUUUCCCUCGGAUCGUCCUUGAACCCGGAGAGCAUCAAGGAGAAGGACGACGUCUACUUCGAGUGCUCCAUCCAAGCGAAUCCCCGAGCCUACAAAGUCACUUGGCAGCACAAUGGACGUCCCUUGCAACACAACAUCACUUCGGGGAUCAUCGUGAGCAACCAGAGUCUCGUCCUUCAGAGAGUCACCCGUCGGCACGCUGGGGACUAUUCAUGCACAGCUUCCAAUAUCGAAGGAGAUGGCAUUUCAAAUCUCAUCAAGCUGGAUAUCAAGUACGCCCCUGUGUGCGCGCCAGGCCAGAUCACAACUUACGGCGUGGCGAGGCUCGAAGACGCCGAAGUGACGUGUCGUGUAGCGGCCAAUCCUGAGGCUCAGGGCUUCAAGUGGACCUUCAACAACACGGCCGACACGAUCGACGUGCCUCCGGGGCUAUUUAUUUUUAUGUUCGACGCAGGCAAGCCGGAUCCUCCCGCCAACUGCACCGUCACCAACCAGACGUCCACCUCAUUCAGCGUCGCCUGCCAGGCCGGGUUCGACGGUGGCCUUCGACAGAUAUUUGUCCUCAGGGUGGCAAGACCCGGCACGCAGGGGCACAACCACACAGCGGGCCAGCCAGUCUUUCAGGUGAGCCAGCUGCAGCCAGACACGACCUACAGGCUACAGAUCUGGGCUGUCAAUGACAAAGGAGCGAGCCCUUUCGUCCACCUGCGGGCCUUCACCACGCACCGCCGACGCACACAGACCAUGAACCUUAGCAAGAGAGCAAAAUCUGGCGUGUCAUUUUCCACUUGUCCUGCAAAUGCCACUGACAUAUCCACAGUGGUGGCAGAGGUCCGUGAGGAGACAGGGACUGACAACGGAGGUGUCAGCACAGGUGGAGGCACGAGCAAAGGCGGCAAUGGCGGAGGCGUUGGCAACACUGACUCCAGUAUCAGCUUGCUGCCCGAAGACGUGGGCGACGUUCCUAUCUUGGUCUCAGCUGUGGUGGGCGCUUCUGUGGGCAUCGUGUUACUGCUGCUUUUGCUGGGGCUGUUGCUGCGGCAGCGUGUGCGACGCCCCCAGCCGCCCCCGACGCCCCAGGCCAGCCACAGCGUGCAGGUUAAAUCCCCGGUCCCGAUCUUGAAGCGAGAGACCCACACUUGCCCUGAAAGAGAGAUGCAGGAGCCUGCGACCUUUGAAGAUUUAUAUGGACCUUGGGACAAAGGGCUGGGAACCACUGAAGGAUGGUGCACUCAUCCAAAUGAUCUCAGCGCAUAUCGGUGUAUUGUGGUGGAGAGCGAGAGCGACGCGGACCCCGACCUCAUACCGCAGCAGCUGCCCAGCUCUGCCCUCUCACCAUCUGGCCCCCUCCUCAGACCGCCUGCUAAUUAUGGGGGCGGAGACACCUCCUUCUGCGAGGUCGUGCCCCAUGGAGUGGUUGGGGGAGGGGGAGUGCUGGGAGGACCCGGGGGGUGCACACCAGUUGAUGCCGGCCUACCCCACCAGCCUGCCGUGAGCAGCUCUACCUCAACGCCGCACCACCACCAACAGUCACUCCUGCCGCAGCCACAGCACGCCUACCAGCACGACCCGACGAAUGACCCUCGUUACGCCCACCUUGACCUCGAGCACGGGAGUCACCACGAAGCCGCAGUAGCUGCCCAUCGGCCAAGGGUCGUCCCGACGGUGUACGCGACGUUGGAUACACGACACGCCCAUUCGCGAGCCCAUGUGACCUUUGACCUUAGACAGGCUCACAGCCAAGCGAGUCUCGACAUGGCGCGGUCCCACGAGCUUCCGUCUUGCUCUCAGCGAGGACGCGCCCUUAGUCGUGACCUGACUCCUCAUACACAUGAGUCCACCACGCAUGACCUAAGCUACGGCCACCAGAGGUCACCACAACCUCACGACCCAGGCCGACCUCUUCUGGAUGAUGACGCCACGCCUGACACGCCCUUGGUCGGCAAGAGAGAAAGUUCAGUAUGAUACGGGGAAGCCGAAUAGUAAGCGAGGUCAAACGUCGUCGGAUUUUGACUUCACCUCGACUGACUCUCCCACCGACCGGAAAAUGCCUCCGUGAGUUUGACCUUCGUGGAACGCUUUCAUACACGAUGGAAACAUACAUUUAAAAAGUAAAUAAGUAGAUAAAAAGGGAACUCUUAUGAGCCACAGAAGAGCCAGAGACUCUUAAAAGGGGGAAAAAUAUUUUAUAAACUCAUACCUUCGAGAGCGCUGAACCUGUGGUUUUUACCCCAACAGGAGAUGAAAGAACUCUGCUGCUAUAUUGCCACAGUUCAUUCGGAAACGAAAGUUGUGCGCCAAGUGCCAGCCGACAUUGGACAGGAAAAAGACUUGCAGCUUAUAAUAAUGAACUCCUCUUGUAAAAAAAAAAAUAAUAAAUCUGAAAAAAAAGGAAUGUGACACUACGCGAAGACAGUCGAGCAGAAUUUGGUGUCGCUUAUAUUCGUUCUGUGAUUUCGGUUCGAUUACAGAAAAUCAAAUAGUUUUGUCUUGUGUUUGUUUUCCUUUCUUUCCCCUGGAAUAAGUAUAAGGAACGGGGAAAAGUGCAUGUUGGUUAGUAUGGAUUGUAUUGCGGUUUAUCUAUUAUUGAAUACACAUGUUGCAUUAUUCAGUGUGUAAUAUUGCAGGAAUUUUGUAUUAAGGCGUGCAGUACUCUCUCAUUUUCUAUGAGAAAAAAUGAAGAAAUAUAUUGUCAGUGCGUGGAGAACAAAUAGAAACACAUAAUGAUAUUCAUAUCUACACACACAUAUACAUACACAUGCCAUCGCGUGCAUUCUCACAGAUCCAACAUAUGAGAGAUUGGAAUUUAUCAAUGACCAUUUCCCGCUACUGGUUCACUUUUUAGCGCAGGAGAAGUGACACGGUUUUACAAUAAUCGAAUCAGGUUCUGCGGAGAUGAGGUGAAAUGAUUAAGGCGCGAAUGAUAUAAAUAAUAUACACUGGAAAUGAUCUGCCUAUUGUUCGAGUUACAUAUUUUGUUUAACAAACACAAAUAUUUCUAUAUACUUUAAUUACGUUUCGUUCUUUUAUGGUAAAGGAUGUGAAUAAUUAACAAUGCAUCUUUAAUUAAUCUGAUUUAUUCGUAAAAGUCUUAUUAAACAUCGCAUGACAUCCCUCAUACAGUGUUCUUAUAAUUAUUGUAAAAAAUAACAAUUCCCGGAGGAAAGAACUCCGCGUUAUUUAAACCGUUAUUUAUCCUCGGAAAUGCAGAAAUUUAAUCCAAAGCGACAAUCAAUCAUCAAUCUUAAUUACAAAGAAAGAUAUAAAAAAAAAACGAAUAUAUUAAAAUCGUUCGGAUAUGUGCAAUAUAUUUCGUAACAACUAAGUAUUUUCGAUAUUAAUGCCACGGUUAGUGGUGAAAGAUAAAAUUAGAAUGUGUGAUAUUCGACCAAAAUCUGACGUAAUCAUAUGUUAAGGAAAAGUACUGUAAAUCUCAGGAACAUUAGGAGAUUGAAAUUAAUAUUUUGUUUUAUUUUUAUUAUUUUUUAAGAAUAUUGAUUUUCGGCACAUUUCUAUUCUGCACAACAGUCCCUUGAAGAAUGUAUAGAGUGCUGCAUGAAUUGUAAAUUUUUAUUAUUAUUGGUAUUAUAACUAUUAUUAUUAUUAUCAUCAUCAUCAUCAUCGUCAUUAUUAUUAGUAGUAGUAGUACUACUACUACAACUACUGUUG
Messenger RNA from Penaeus vannamei (Pacific white shrimp), 4827 nucleotides. The record is from RefSeq and is a predicted model, not a curated record. NCBI's taxonomy places the organism in Eukaryota, Metazoa, Arthropoda, Malacostraca, Decapoda, Penaeidae.